AUGCGCGUGACGAGCACAGAAACCUCUUCCAUGCAGCGAGAGAGAUGGAAGGCCUGCAUUGAGGCAGAGUUCCUCGGCAUAGUUAAGUCAACUGUGGAGGCUGCGACUGAAGAGGAAAAGAAGACAUACAAAAAGUCUAGGGAGGGGAGUGUCAGCAUGGAAGGUGGUGCACCGCAACAAAGCGCACGGUUAGUAGAAGACCCUGCGAAUCAGGCUAAAUACGAGGAAUGGACCGAUACCUUGAUCCCCGGAGUCAAUGACAAUAUCACCAAUAUCAAAGUGAAAUCCCUGUACAAUCUCUUGGAAGAGAGCGACCAUGAGCCACCGUGCUGCUGCCGCAAGGAUCAAAGAUGCUCUCAAGUAUUUCUUGAGCCUUCUUUACGUCGAAUGGGAAUUCAAAUGCGGGUAUGGUUCGAGCGAUACCCCAAUUCCUGCCUUUGA
Molecule: messenger RNA, 441 nt
Organism: Aspergillus oryzae RIB40
Lineage: Eukaryota; Fungi; Ascomycota; Eurotiomycetes; Eurotiales; Aspergillaceae
Exons: 1
Coding region: 1-441 (146 amino acids)
Source: RefSeq, a predicted model, not a curated record